Messenger RNA from Echinops telfairi (small Madagascar hedgehog), 352 nucleotides. RefSeq names its product yippee like 1 (gene YPEL1). Lineage: Eukaryota; Metazoa; Chordata; Mammalia; Afrosoricida; Tenrecidae. The record is from RefSeq and is a predicted model, not a curated record. The transcript is spliced from 4 exons. The coding region runs from base 1 to 276 and encodes 91 amino acids.
AUGACCCUGAGUGAGCACCUCAAGCCUCUUCAGUCCUUCCAGGGAAGCCAGGGACGUGCCUACCUCUUCAAUUCCGUGGUGAACGUGGGCUGCGGCCCUGCUGAGGAGCGUGUUCUGCUCACCGGCUUGCACGCGGUCUCGGACAUUUACUGUGAAAACUGCAAAACCACCCUGGGCUGGAAAUACGAACAUGCCUUUGAGAGCAGUCAGAAAUAUAAGGAAGGAAAAUUUAUCAUUGAGCUCGCGCACAUGAUCAAGGACAACGGCUGGGAGUAGCAUGAGCCCGCGGGUGCCGCCUGCCCGGCGCCGAGUGACCGGUGGCGAAGAAAGACCACUUCCUGGGCGCCCUCCU